AUGCAUACUCUUUCUCUCGUACUUCUCCAGGCUUCGGCGGCCGUCGCCUACCCCUGGGUCUCUGGCCAGCCAGGUGUCAACUCUGGGCUCUUUAGGAACGCACGCACUGUCGAAAGACGCCAGGCGAACUGCCCUUUCAACCCUGUCCAUAAGGGUGCCGCUCCAUACACUGCUCCUUACACCUACACCGGGGCCAAGAACGGUGUACCUGGUAGCCAAAAGGGUGGUAUCAAAGUCCCAGCAGACGGCGAUACGGCUCACGCCUACACUCCUCCCGGACCUAACGAUAUUCGUGGACCAUGCCCAGGUCUGAACGCUGCAGCUAACCACAACUUCCUUUCGCAUGAUGGUAUAACCAACUUCCAGGAGUUGGUCGAUGCCCAACAGAAUGUUUAUAACGUAGGCUAUGACCUAGCUGUCCUUCUCGCAGUCCUUGGUAUCGAGGCUGGUGGUGACGUACUCUCUGGUCGUUUGAGUAUCGGUUGCGAUGCUACAUCUCGUACUGCGACGCUUCCUCUUCUGGGCACCCAGCCCGGUCUUGAUGGCCACAACAAGUUUGAGGCAGAUUCGUCGCUCACGCGUAACGAUUUCUUCCUCGCAGACGGGGAUAACUACAGCUUUAACGGCACACUGUUCGCAGAGAUGAAGGCAGUCGCUGACAAGGUUUCUGGUGGAAACUUUGAUCGCAAUGCUCUCGCCGCAUACCGCAGCCAGCGGUACGAAGAGUCUGUUCAAGAGUCCUUCUUUGGAGCUGUCGAAGACUCGUCUGCACCAGGUGGCUGGCGUCACGUCCCCGAGCGCAUUCCUGACAACUGGUUCUCGCGUGUCGAGCCCUACAAAAACAUGGAUGUUACCAACGAGAUUCUGGCCCAGUAUCUCAAGUAUCCCAAGCUAUUCGGAGGUAACGUGGGCACGAACAACUUCGAUGCCUUGUCCACACCAUUCGAUAUUCUUGUCGACGGCAAGCUACCCAGCGAUGUUACAGCGGCGCAGCUGCUUUGCUUGCUUUACCAGCUGGGUGUCAUGGCUGUUCCCAGCACUCUGAGUACUGUCACUGAUAUCACUGGUGCCGUGCUGAAUUUCGGUAUCGGAAAGCUGAACCCGGUGUUCAAGAACGCUGGAUGCCCCUUGAAGGUUGGCUAA
Molecule: messenger RNA, 1143 nt
Organism: Alternaria arborescens
Lineage: Eukaryota; Fungi; Ascomycota; Dothideomycetes; Pleosporales; Pleosporaceae
Exons: 3
Coding region: 1-1143 (380 amino acids)
Molecular function (GO): peroxidase activity
Source: RefSeq, a predicted model, not a curated record